Anthostomella pinea is the source of this 1428-nucleotide messenger RNA. The record is from the annotation of a GenBank genome assembly. Lineage: Eukaryota; Fungi; Ascomycota; Sordariomycetes; Xylariales; Xylariaceae.
AUGUCUGCUCGGCAAGGAGAGGCAAGUGCGCCAGGAAUAACCAGAUGGACGACCAAAAUCCAACGCAUCGGCUGGACUCCGAGUUGGCUCCGGUGGAAUCCCGAUGACAAUCAUGAGCUGACGUGGGGGAUGAAUAUCUGCUUUGGCAUAGCCAGUGCUUUCAGUGUUGCAAACCUAUACUAUACCCAUCCCAUCCUGAAUAUUCUCGCCGACGACUUUGGCGUUUCAGACGAGCGCGCAGCAUUGGUUCCAACCGUCAUUCAAGCUGGCUAUGCCGGCGGCUUGCUCCUCAUCAUACCCCUUGGGGAUAUCCUCCGUCGACGACCUAUGAUCCUCAGCCUGAUAUUCGCAACGGCCAUGAUAUGGCUAGGAUGCACACUCACAGCCUCCUUCUCCGUCUUCCUUGGCCUAUCGUUCUUGGUCGGGCUGCUGACCGUCACGCCACAACUGAUGUUCCCUCUGGCGAUCCAGUAUGCACCACAGCGGCACCGAGCAACCAUGACCUCUGUAGUCAUGUCUGGUCUGGUGUUUGGUAUACUCGUAGCUCGCCUGAUCAGCGGCAUCGUCACUCAGUACACGUCGUGGAGAAACGUGUACUGGUUAGCCUUCGGCCUCCAGAUUGUCAUUUGGGUCCUACUUUUCCUGUUCAUGCCCGACUACCCUCUCUUGCAUCCUGGCACAUCGUACCCCGGGAUUCUGCUGAAGAUCGUGAAGCUGCCUUUCCUCAAGCCUGCCCUUACUCAGAAUUCAAUUAUCGCUUUCCUGGUCAUGGGCAUGUUCACCUCGUUCUGGACGACCCUUACCUUCCAGCUCGCCGAUGUGUUUCACCUGUCCACGUUGGCCAUCGGGCUAUUUGCUCUCAUUGGCAUCUCGCCCGUGCUCCUCAACCCGGUCAUCUCGCGCUUCCUGACGUCUCGCAUACACCCUCACGGUACCCUCAUCAUAGGGCAUCUCGUCACGCUUGCAGCGGUCUGCGUCGGCACCUUCGUCGGCACUUUCUCGUUGGCGGGGCCAGUCAUCUGGGCUUUCAUGGGUGAUCUCGGUAUGAAUACGAUUGUUGUUGCGAAUCGGAUGGCCAUCGCAAACGUCGAUCCCACAGCACAAAACGCAGUGAACUCUGUGUACAUGGUAUUCACCUUCUGCGGACAAUUGUUUGGGACCGCCGUCGGAAACACUCUAUACGCACGGGGUGGAUGGACGAACUCGGGAGCCCUAGCCAUCGCCCAGAUGAUUGCCGCGCUGAUCGUUCUCUUUGCAAGGGGCCCGCACGAGAAGGGCUGGGUCGGAUGGCGAGGCGGAUGGGAUUUGAGAAGCCCUAUCGGUCAGGAGAAGGCCGAGCCUCGGGCUACCCAGAGCGAUGUUGAGGCCAGUACAGAGGAGUCGACCAUCCAGCCAGCUGCAGAGAACGACGAGAAGUCCAGCAACUGA